AAAAUAUUUAUUAUUAUGGCAGAAGUCGAAUAAUUAUCAGAAGAACUCACUACUUUAAAGAGAGUCGUUUAAACAUCUUUGCAUAGAGGUUAAUUAUCAAAGGGUGUACAUGAAGUAUGCAAAGCCAUCGAAAGCAAAUAAGUUUGAAUUAUCAUGCUAUGCAUUAUAGGCUAAGUUUGUUGUUUUGGCUGAUGAUUGCUCUGAGGAAUCCUAUAAAAAAUUAGUUGUUGCUUUGGCUAAAUAAUUCUAAAUUCCAGUUUGGAAAGUAGAAAAAGGUGCCUUACUAGGUGAAUGGAUUGGAAUUUCUAAGUUUUUGACCAAAACUAAGAAAAUCAAAUCAAGAAAAUGCUCAUCUGUUGCUGUUAGAGAUUUUGCAAUCGAAGUAAGCGAAGCUGAAAAACAAUUUGUUGAAGAUAAGAUCAAGGGAUUGUGAGAAUAUUUAUCUGUACAACAUAUAAAAUGUAUAAUAAUGGAUAACAAA
This is a messenger RNA of Paramecium octaurelia, 481 nucleotides long. The record is from the annotation of a GenBank genome assembly. Lineage: Eukaryota; Ciliophora; Oligohymenophorea; Peniculida; Parameciidae.